Setaria italica (foxtail millet) is the source of this 835-nucleotide messenger RNA. Its product is annotated as protein ALP1-like. NCBI's taxonomy places the organism in Eukaryota, Viridiplantae, Streptophyta, Magnoliopsida, Poales, Poaceae. The transcript has 2 exons. The record is from RefSeq and is a predicted model, not a curated record. Bases 113 to 730 code for a protein of 205 amino acids.
AUCAUUGGAAACUCCUACUAAAAUACAAGGGAACCAUAGAUGGGAUCCUUACUUUAAGGAUUGUAUUGGAGCCAUCGAUGGUACACAUGUAAGAGCCUCUGUUCCUAAGGAUAUGGAGUUAGCCUUUCGUGGUAGGAAGUCAUAUGCCUCUCAAAAUGUAAUGGCUGCCGUAGAUUUUGAUCUCCGGUUCACCUAUGUAUUGGCUGGUUGGGAGGGGACAGCACAUGAUGCACUAGUGUUAAGAGAUGCUUUGGAGCGUGAGAAUGGACUUCGAGUACCACAAGGAAAAUUCUACCUAGUUGAUGCCGGAUAUGGAGCAAAACCAGGAUUCUUGCCCCCUUUUCGUGGUGUUCGUUAUCACUUGAAUGAGUGGGGGAAUAAUCCUGUCCAAAAUGAGAAGGAGCUAUUCAACCUUAGGCACUCAUCUCUUCGUAUCACAGUAGAGCGUGCAUUUGGGUGUCUAAAGAGAAGAUUCAAAAUUCUCGAUGAUGCCACUCCUUUCUUUCCUUUCCCAACUCAAGUAGACAUUGUUGUUGCUUGCUGCAUCAUUCACAAUUGGGUUAUACAAGAUGGAAUUGAUGAGUUCUUCAUAGAAGACAAUAAUUUUUCAAGUUAUAACCAUGCUACAACAUACAGUGGACAAGCACAUGAGCAUAUCGAGAUGGUUAAUUUCAGGCAAAGUAUUGCUGAUCAGAUGUGGGCAGACCAUCAAGAGAACAAUAUUAGUUAGUACCCACUAGUUUGUUGAUGUAUUUCAGUUUGGCAAGUAUUUUCCUAGAUGUGUUUGUGUUGUAUGGACAUAUUUAUUGCUAUAUUUCAGUUGUAUGAACAUAUU